Messenger RNA from Arabidopsis thaliana (thale cress), 856 nucleotides. RefSeq names its product C-terminal cysteine residue is changed to a serine 2 (gene CXXS2). The coding region runs from base 235 to 699 and encodes 154 amino acids. Lineage: Eukaryota; Viridiplantae; Streptophyta; Magnoliopsida; Brassicales; Brassicaceae. Gene Ontology annotation, cellular component: cytoplasm. The record is from RefSeq and is marked reviewed. The transcript is spliced from 5 exons.
UGGUUAAUCGAACCAAUUUCCCAUCGCAUGUAUGAUGUAACCCAAGACAAAUAUAAUGUUUUGUUGCUUAAAUUGAACGUUCUCUGGAUCCUUCUUGUUGAUGUUUUUGAUUCUUUUCACAGAAACUUUUGAUCUUUGAUCACGGAUUUAUCUCUUAUUCAUGCAAGAACAUGAACAAUCUUAAGUUGGCAAGAUCUAGAAAGAGCUAAUGAUCCAAGCUAGUAUAGAAAGUUAAUGGGGAAUCAUUGUACAAGAAUUCCUUGUUGUAAAAAGGUGUGUUCAUGUAUCUGCUGUUGCAACAGAAGGAACAAGACUCAAGCUAGGAGCCAGAAAGGGUCCUACUUUAUAAAAGGGAAGGUCCAUCCGGUAAGUAGAAUGGAGAAGUGGGAGGAGAAGAUCACAGAAGCUAAUAGUCAUGGCAAAAUUCUUGUAGUGAAUUUCAAGGCUUCGUGGUGUUUACCUAGUAAAACAAUAUUACCAAUAUACCAGGAGCUUGCAUCCACAUACACCUCAAUGAUAUUUGUCACUAUAGACGUCGAAGAGCUCGCUGAGUUUAGUCAUGAAUGGAACGUGGAUGCAACUCCAACAGUAGUGUUCCUUAAAGAUGGGAGGCAAAUGGAUAAACUUGUAGGUGGAGAUGCUGCAGAGCUUCAGAAGAAAACUGCAGCAGCUGCAAAUCUCCUUCUUAGACAAUCUUAACGUUUUUUCUAGUUUCCAUGUCAGAAAAUUAUCCAAAUAAAAAGUUGACCAGUAUUUAUAUGCAGAUCAUGUUGGUAUCACUGAGAUUUUUGUUAUUAACUUUGAUGCACUCUUGUAGUGUUAAUCUCAAUCAACCAAUAUUAACUUUUCUGACUCC